Molecule: messenger RNA, 1023 nt
Organism: Tetrahymena thermophila SB210
Lineage: Eukaryota; Ciliophora; Oligohymenophorea; Hymenostomatida; Tetrahymenidae
Product: transmembrane protein, putative
Exons: 1
Source: RefSeq, a predicted model, not a curated record
AUGAAAAAAAAUAUUCUAAUUUUGAUCUUAAUUAUUGCAGUUCUAGGCUGUGUUGUAUCAAAAUAAAUUACCGUUCCUCUUAGACUGAGUAAGGAUAACUAACUUUACUUUAGCUCUAACUAUGGUUCUGCUUAGUGUUAAGUUGAUUUUUUUAUUUCAAUUAAUCAUUGCAAUAACUCUAUUUAGUAAUCCAAUGAUGUCCUAGAAAAAUGCGGAGCUAAAUAUGUUGAAAAAAGCCCAUAAUAUAAUGGUAAAAAUUAUAAAUCUAAAUUUUAGCUUGGAGAUUAAUCGUAUGAACUCACUGUAACUUCACCUAAUACAGAUAAAUCUUCAUUUUAUGGAUAUAGCAUUUUAUGCUUAGGUUUCAUAAAAUAUGAUUUCUAAUUAAAUGCCAUUUAACAAUUACAUGCCUCUAAAUAAAUUGCUGAGUAGAAAUUUUUUAUAACAUUGAAUAACACAGCUCCUUCUUCAGUAGAUUAAGUCAUAGGGUAACUCGAUUUCGGUACUCCAGAUACUUCUAUAGCUUCAAUAAAUAACUUUGUAUAGAUAAAAAAAUAAUACAGUGUUGUAUCUUACGGAGCUGAAUCUAAAAAUUAUUUUAACUAUGGUUAAGAAUAGAUUUAAAGUGAUGACACUAUUUACUUUAAUUUAGAUUCCGCAUUCACAGGCAUCUCUAUAGAAUCUUUCUAAAAAUUAAUAUCUUUGUUAGAAUAACAGGGAGUUGCUUAUGAAUUCAUAUCAGAAAAAAAUGCUCUAUUUGUGAAUUCUAUUGAUAAAUUAUAAGCUUUAUAAUUUGUUUUAUCCUAAGUAGAUAAUAAACCCUACAUUUUAACCAUCAAUCCAACCUAAUAUACUAAGAAAUUAAGUGAUAACAAAUUCUAAAUAAUGAUUUAGCCUUAAUACACUAAAGGAUUUUCAUUUUUAGGAUAUAAUGUGUUGGAAUCAUACUACGUUGGUUUUGAUUUAUCUACAAAGUCAGUAUUAAUCGCAGAAAAGAAAUAAGUUUAAUCUGAAUAAUAUUGA